This is a messenger RNA of Drosophila takahashii, 2527 nucleotides long. Its product is annotated as sodium/potassium/calcium exchanger 4. Gene Ontology annotation, biological process: calcium ion transmembrane transport; intracellular calcium ion homeostasis. The record is from RefSeq and is a predicted model, not a curated record. Gene Ontology annotation, cellular component: plasma membrane. Gene Ontology annotation, molecular function: calcium, potassium:sodium antiporter activity; calcium channel activity. NCBI's taxonomy places the organism in Eukaryota, Metazoa, Arthropoda, Insecta, Diptera, Drosophilidae.
UUCUAGCCAAGCGGUUUGCCGGAGUUUGCCAGCGAAAAGUGGCGAAAAUAAAGUACCGAGAACGGAAGUCCGAAAAUUCGAACUCGAAUUUCCGCCAGCAAAAAGAAUCGGAGCGCUCCGGUGCGCAUACGCCGUGCGUGUUUCCCAUUCCACAAUAAGGCACUAUAUAAAAAUAUAAAGUCGGUUAAAGUGCCGCCAGCACGUGCAUUAUCUGAAGUUGUUUUUUAUUUUUUACGUUCCAUCGCCGUUUGUUUUUGUUUUUUAUAAGCAUUCGUAAUCCGAUAUGGUUAGAACUACGUCCCUUUUCUUAAGCUUAUUCGUAAUAAUAUGUGGAAGCAUUUUACCGGAUAUUCAAGCGAAAGCAGCAACUGGCAACGGAAGCAAUUUUCUGGAGGUCUCACUACGGUAUUUUGACGAGCAGCUUCUGCUGGAUAUUCUUCCACGUGCCACGUGUCCUGGCGAGAAUGAAGGAUCUCCGAUGGACGAGUUUGCCGACCUGUUUACGGUGGAACAGCUCCGCCAGGGAUGGGUGGUGCUGCACGUCUUUGCCGCGGUUUACUUUUUCAUCCUGCUCGCCAUUAUCUGCAACGACUACUUCUUGCCGACGGUGGAAUGCAUCUGCGAGGACUUGCACCUAUCAAAGGAUGUGGCGGCGGCCACUUUCAUGGCCACAGCCACCUCCAUGCCCGAGUUCUUUACCAACACGAUCAGUACGUUGAUCCUGGAGUCGGAUAUGGGCCUGGGGACGAUCAUCGGCUCAUUAAUGUUCAAUACACUGGGCGUGGCCGGAUUGGCCGCACUGGCCAUCGAUAAGCCAGUGCAGCUUGACUGGUGGCCAAUAGCCCGCGACUGCUUCAUCUACAUCUUCAACACGAUUAUCCUGCUGGUUUUGGCCUGGGGCGGCAGUAUUAGCUUCACGGAGUCCUGCAUCAUGAUGGGAUUCCUAGUUCUCUAUUACCUAAUCACGUUCAACAACAACAAGUUUAUGCCAGCCAUCCGGGUAUUUAUUGAGGAUCGGAUGAAUUGCUGUUUCUCCACACGAUAUGACCUAACGGAGCCCCCAGAGAACAGUGCCAAGGCCCAGCUGCCGCUCAAGAAGGAUCCACUCUCGGGCGAUGGCCUCUUUGUGGUCAAUCUUCCCGAAAACACCUCGUCCAUGUCCUCUACCGCCAAUCUCACGCACUCAAAGCACUGGAACGACGAGGAUUACGAGGAAGACGGUAUGCCUGAAAGUAUAUACACUUACCCGCGGGACGCCUCCGGAUGGAUGCAGUUCUGGUGGAUCUUCGUCUUCCCCAUUAGGUUUACGCUAUCCUUGCUGAUCCCCCACCCGAUGAAGUACCGCCGCCUGUAUCCAUUAUCUUUUAUCAUGUGCAUCCUGUGUAUUGGCGGUAACGCCUAUCUCAUUGUCUGGAUGCUGACUGCCUUCGGUGUGGCCAUCCAUGUGCCCACCAUUGUGAUGGGUCUGACCUUCCUGGCAGCUGGGUCCACCAUGCCGGAAGCCGUGUCCAGCCUUAUAUCGCUAAGAAAUGGUGAAAAUGGCAUUGGCGUUUCGAAUUCGUUGGGCGCCAAUUCGCUGGCUAUAUUGUUAUCGCUGGGAGUCCCAUGGUUUGUCAAGAACUGUAUAAACUACGGCACCGGGGAGCCCCAGCAAGUGGGCACUCAAGGCAUCGAGUACAACAUCCUAAUCCUAAUAAUAUCCACGGUGGCGCUUUUCGUUAUCCUCAGCUUUAGUGGCUAUCGUCUUACCAAACGUGUAGGCGUGGCCCUCUUUACGGUUUAUGGAGUGUUUAUCGUUCUGCAGAUCCUCAUCGAAAUGAACGUCUUCUUCCCCAGAGAUUGCAGUAGCUAGUAAUGGACCUGGAUCUGGAAACCUAGAAAUGGGAAAAACCGACACUUGCACAAUCCUUUUGGUGCUGGCACCAGAAGGUUAAUACCCCGGCAACCCGCUUACAGGGUCUGAAUUCGUUUUGAACUCUUUUUUGGUUAUUACUAUUUCUGGUAAAGUUUAAAUUAUUUAAAUGAUAAGUACAACAACGACUUCCUUUUGUAAUUAUCAUUUUAAUAUUCAACCGCAAAUCGGAAACAGUACAUACCAAAUAUUUUUUUUACACUAGUUUACGCUUGGUUAUUGCCUAAGACUGUCAUUAGGUUUAGACAACGAAGCUUUCAGCAGCGAUUUCUAUUUAUUUCGUGUUAUACAUAUUGUAAAUAUGACUCUUUGUAUAUCCCAUAGCCUGUAGUACCAUUCACAAAUGUUUAAACCGUUACCAAAGCCCAAAACGAGAUACUAGCAGUUAAGAGGAUAAGCACACGCAUAUCAACAUAUAAGAGCCCACGAUAUUUACCCGUUCUGUCCCGGGCCCAAAAAUUCUAAGAAAAGUUCGUAAGGCCACUCACAAUAACCUCUAAUUGAUAUUCUGCACAUUCAUGUAUGCUUAACGCUGUAGGAACGAAUUGUUAACGUUAUCUAAUACCCUCGAUACAAUUGUUAUUAAUUUAUAAAUACACCCUAAGAUUAAUGUGA